Gasterosteus aculeatus aculeatus (three-spined stickleback) is the source of this 1666-nucleotide messenger RNA. Its product is annotated as tetraspanin-5. Gene Ontology annotation, cellular component: plasma membrane. Lineage: Eukaryota; Metazoa; Chordata; Actinopteri; Perciformes; Gasterosteidae. Gene Ontology annotation, biological process: regulation of vascular endothelial growth factor signaling pathway. The record is from RefSeq and is a predicted model, not a curated record.
UAGUGUUGCAGCUCUGUGCGUUGUGGCUCUGUGCUCAGCCUCGGGGGUACACACAGACUCACACGGACGCACACAGACUCACACGGACGCACACAGACCUCCUCACACGACACGCUCACAUCUCUGAGAAGCGAUCCCAAAAAAACGAAGAUGGGGAAAAUCAACGGAUGCCUGAAGUGCCUCUUUAUCUUCUUCAAUGUGCUGUACGCAGUCCUCGGAUGUGUGCUGAUCUUCCUGAUGGCAAAGGCCACCAGCUUCAGCAACCAGAUGUCGAUGGUUGGAGGCCCAAGCCUGGGUUGGGGUUGGGUGUUCGCCAUCGCUGUCUUCGGGGUCGCCGGCCUCGGAAUCUACGCGGGAUGUUCCGAGAACAGUAUUGCCCUCAAAAUAUUUGCAGGCUUCAUGGGCGUUGGAAUGAUCAUCAUGCUGAUCUGUGGCAUCGUUGUGGUUGUCGCAAGAAACAAGGCCAAGGAACAGCUUGACAGCACCUCUUCUGAGGUGGUUAAGCCCUACUUGAAGGAACCGUCCAUAGGAGGGAUGCUGGAGCAAAUACAGACCAUAGGCCAGUGCUGCGGCGUGGUGAGCUCGGAUGACUGGGAGGACAACAUCCCCUCCAGCUGUGACUGCCGGUCAGCGAGCCGAGGCGCGUAUCAACCCUUCACAGCAUAUGCACCCGGGUGCAAAGCCAAGCCCCAGGGAGUCUCAGGCCCAGACCAAAUCUAUAAACAGACAUGCGGGGAUUUCAUCUUCUCCUGGUUCAACUUCUUCUUGCAGAUCGUGAUGGGCUUCUUCUUCGGACUGGCUGUCACGGCUGUGAUGGGCCUGCUGGUCUCCCUCCUGAUGAUCCAUCAGGUCAGACGCCACGAAACCAGAGAAGCGUCCAUCGCGAUGAAGGGCUACUAAGAGACCCUUCAGCCAGUCCCCUCUGGCCCCCGACCCCUGACCCCUCUCACCUCUGCACUGCACCAGGAGGACUCAGUGGUCCUCUGUUUCUCUUUCAAUGUAUUUUCAGGCUUUUAGGGGGGGGGGGGGGGUGCUGCAGACAGAGAAUCUCCACAUUCCAGAGGUUUUUUUUUACUUCCAGCUUUUCAUAUUAGGCUUUAUAUUAGAGAAUGCGGCUUGAAUAGCGAAUAUAUUUUUGUUAUAUUUUUGUUGGGGGGGUUCGGGGUUGUAUCACUUGUUUCUCAUCGUAGCCUUAUAUAGUCUCAUCUGACUGUGCAGCUUUAUUAACCCCGGGAGGCACCUUUGGAACAAUCUUCAACAAUUUCUCAACCAUCUUAAUUGCCGUUCACAUCCGGAAACAACAAAGAAAAAACAAUCCAAAAACCUUCGAAUCGGUUGCCUUCCGGUAGACGGCGUGAAUUUGCGGGUUAAAGGUCACCAAAGUCAUCCUUGUAGGAAAAUGUGCGUAAACAAACUCCAUUGAUUUGGCGGGUUCACAGAUUUAUUUGCAGUUACAGAUCAUGAAUUCAAUCAAUUGAAGAACCUGAACUCAAAGUAACAUCACAGAAAAACCUCCUGGGGUCAAACUAACCGUGUAAAAGGUCAAGCUCUAUGUGUUAUUAUGAAAGAAGAAACAAUAAACUUAGAUAAAAUCCAUUUUUUCUGUGUAAAGGUCUCUUGUGCACAUGUGUUCUGUGAUUGACACAAAUAAAGCUUGUUAAUGACA